AAGACACGCGGUACUACUACUUAUUACUUCAAAUAUAUAAUAAAUAUUAUUUAAUAUUUUACUUGUGUGGGUUAGAUGUAAAUAAAUAUCAAUAUGAAAAAAGCAAAUAAACGAAAAAGUGUUACUUUAGUAUUUGAUGAGGAUAAAAGACGACAAUUUUUAGGAGGAUUUCAUAAACGAAAAGUACAACGACAGAAAAAAGCUAAAGAAGAAUUCCUAAAGCAAUUGAAAGAAGAAAAAAAAAGAAUAAAACAAGAUGCACGUGAACGAUAUAAAAAAUUAUUAUCAAAUCGUGACGUACCAGAACUUGAGAAAUUGCUAUCAGAACGAGAAUUCGAAACAGAAACUCAUACAGUUAGUAUCUUAGAAAUGGAUAUUGAAUCAUUAUACGAAAAGAAUAAAUAUAUUGGAAUCAACAAAGCAGUUGACAAUAAGGAAGAAGAAUUUGAAAAAGAGGAAGAGGAAGAGGAAGAUGAAGAAAGUGAAGAAAAAUCUACAGCAAAAACUUCUGUACGAGGAGUGAAAGGUAAAAAUAUUGAAUCGGCAAAGGAUUUAAAAAAAGCUAUUAAAUAUGCCGCAUUGAAAGAAGUGAAGAAAAGUAAAGUGUUUCAACAGAAAAAUAGAUUAGAACACAACAAAAAUAAAAAGUUAAAUAUUAGGAAAAAGAAAAAACAAGAGAAAAGAUUGAAAAGAUGUGAUGGAAAAUUGAAGAGGAAAGGAAAACGCUAAUUUGAUAGGAAACGCUAUUACGCUGUUAUGUACACUUUCAUGUAAUUUUAUAGAACAAUUAUUUUUAAAUAUUAUAAUUAAGCAAAAAUAUUUUUCAUG
This is a messenger RNA of Polistes dominula (European paper wasp), 828 nucleotides long. RefSeq names its product nucleolar protein viriato (gene vito). Gene Ontology annotation, cellular component: nucleolus. Gene Ontology annotation, molecular function: rRNA binding. The record is from RefSeq and is a predicted model, not a curated record. NCBI's taxonomy places the organism in Eukaryota, Metazoa, Arthropoda, Insecta, Hymenoptera, Vespidae.